UCGAAGCGUAUCACCACCACUUCGACAGAACAACACUCGCAAAACAACAGAGGCAUUUUAAGAACUACGCUAUCUUCGGAAAAAAUAUGAAAUAUCGUAUCGCUGGGGCUACGGGCUCUAUUUUAUUGAAAAACUUGAGCGUUUGGAACCUCAUUGGAGGAACUUAUAUCAACCCAUCUUCGUUUCUUUUUAUUCCUGGCCUUGGUGGUCUUCUGACUAAAGAAUUUCUUUUGGAAAAAGCGCCAUUGUUUUCGGAAAACCACGUCUUUUUGAUGAAAUGGCAAAGGAUGCAGUUCAGUGAUCACUUUCGGAAAAUUUCGAACGAGUUCAAGAAUGACUGUGAUAAGCUGGAUAGAUUUCAAUAUUAUCUGCGCCUCAAUAAAGCGAUUGAAAUGACUUACAAGAUAAUAUCAGCAGAAAAGACAUCUGCCGUGAUUGAUGCACAUAUAACAGACGUCGACGAAGAUAAGAAUUUGGCGACUCACCGGGCCUUGAUAGUUUGUGUUAGCAAGGCAACUGGCAAGCCUGCUUGCCUACCACAAGAACUUCCCGUUGAAAAACGGAGUAGCGUCGUUAAACUUGGCGAUAUGAUGACAGGAAACCUCAUGGAAACGGCACCAGAGGGCAGCGUGACCAAGUAUGUCGGAAGGGAAGAUGUAGCGUUUUUGGAUUAUGUACCACACCACAAGUACUUAAACUUCUGCCUGGACAGCCUUGCCGUCGGCGGAACAAGGAAUGGUUUCACCAAUUUGCCUGGUAAUUUGCCUAUAUGGAAUUACCAGAUACGCUCGUGCUCGUUAUUGUAUUUGAAGCAAGCAAAGCUCGGUGAUCGCAUCCAAACGUUUUAUUGGAAAGAUCCUGCAGACAUCUGGAGUUUCUACUUCAAGACAAUGCGAAACCAAGAAUCGAUAGCUGAGGCACGAGUGGAAAUGACUGCUGCAAAAUGAACACUUAACAUUAUAAAAUAACUGAUUUUUCAUUCAUAUAUAUAUAUAUCCGUAAUUCCAUUAUUUUAAAUUGAUAUGUUGUAAUUUUUGAUUUCGAUAAAUACAUUCACGCCAGGGGUCGGCAACCUUUUGUCGCUCGCGGGCUAAAAUAAGGGCCGCACAUGUUUUCAGGAAGUUGGAAACCGAACGGAUGAUACCUUGUUGCUUCAACAGACUUUUUAAUAUUAUAAAUUGAUACAGUCUAACUUAGACUAAGUUGCAGGUACAGUGCAGCAGUCGUCAUGCUCUGUUGAUUCGUAUGAAAAUUGGUAAUGAGAAUCUUAAAUUCCUCAACGCAGUUUGCAUUCGUGCGAUGGCACUAACGAACCAAAACAUAUUGUACGGCGUACCCCAUGUACCAAAACGAGCACCACUUGAUGGCUUGGUGCCGAAAAGGAUUGAUAUUAGCAACCACAAGCACCUCGGCUUCUGCGGUUCUGGGGUGAAUUUAUUAUUAAAUUCAGAUAUAUAUGUGUUCAGGUUAGCGUGUUUGCUGAAACUGCAACUAAUGCAGUAAUGCCAUGUAUUUAAGUUUUUAGACUCAGUGUGUCACGAUGUUACCAUCUACUUGCAAAAAUUUUAUAAUAAUCAUUUUAAUUUUAGUCAGAAUAGUGAAUUUUUAUCUGAAUUGAAAUGAUUCUUCGGAAUCUAUGACCCGUAUUCAGCUUAAUGCACAAUUACAGAUAUUUUUUCCCCAGGCAAAUAUAUAUUUUGAUG
Messenger RNA from Styela clava, 1703 nucleotides. RefSeq lists its product as uncharacterized. NCBI's taxonomy places the organism in Eukaryota, Metazoa, Chordata, Ascidiacea, Stolidobranchia, Styelidae. The record is from RefSeq and is a predicted model, not a curated record.